AUGGUUAAUCGUGUCAUGUUCCAUCUAGGGUCUUAUUCUCGUCAUGCUCAUGUUUAUCGAGAGGAGUUUCCUCAGAUCAAUGAAGAAGAUAGAAGGACCGCACUGGAAUGGGGUUCUGUAUCCUUUCCAUCACUUCGCAACAAAGAUGGUGGAACCCUAGUAAAUGAUGAAGUCAAGAUUCUUGCAGAGGUUGAUGUUCUUGAAUCUAUUGACAAGUUAUAUAUACCAAGGAAAUUCGAGAAGACAACCAUACCUCAGAGUAAGAUAGAUGAAAAGUAUGCCGCAGUUUAUAGCGUGAUCCUCGAGCAACCUUCAGCAAUAAGGGAAAGGAUCCAAGUCAAUGGAUUCCAAGUUCUUCCUUCACAAGUAGAAACUGUGUGGAGUAUCUUUGAGAGACAUCCAGACAUUGCUGUAGGGUUCCAUUCAAAGAACCAACAUCUGAGGAAAGCAUGCAUGAAUUCUCUUCUAUGCUUAAUUGAGACUCUAUGCCAAUCACUUCAAGAGCUCUCCAGUGAGGAUCUUGAGCUAGCAGACGUUGCACUGACAUAUCUGAAAGAUUCAGGAUUUAAGUUGGAUUGGUUGGAGAAGAAGCUGGACCAAGUUAAACUGAAUAAGGAGAAAGAGAUGUCUUGUUUGGCCAUCCUACAAGAAACAGAGGAAAGUUUACUAAACUUGAAGCAAAAGUGUUCAGAGCUGAGGGCAGAGUUGGCGGAGACCAAAACUCCUCUGUCAUUCGAUGAUGUUGUUUGA
Brassica rapa (field mustard) is the source of this 750-nucleotide messenger RNA. RefSeq names its product MATH domain and coiled-coil domain-containing protein At3g58410-like. The record is from RefSeq and is a predicted model, not a curated record. NCBI's taxonomy places the organism in Eukaryota, Viridiplantae, Streptophyta, Magnoliopsida, Brassicales, Brassicaceae.